Messenger RNA from Sesamum indicum (sesame), 1014 nucleotides. The record is from RefSeq and is a predicted model, not a curated record. NCBI's taxonomy places the organism in Eukaryota, Viridiplantae, Streptophyta, Magnoliopsida, Lamiales, Pedaliaceae.
AGGUAAAUAUUACAUGACGAAUAGUUUUGAGAGUCAAACUGUAUUUUACCCUAAGAUACAUAUACAUACCUUUCAACAUUUUAUUUUUAAUUACAGUGGGGUUGAAACCAGAACCUCUCCUUCGUUGAGGAGAGAUGAAAACCGACUCAACCAAAUAUUGAGGCAUUUGACAUUUUGUUUUUGCUAUCAUGUUAUUGACAUCAUUCACACAACAAUUCCGCAGGCAGGAUUGGUGAAAAAUGUAGCGAGUCAUGGUUGGGAUCACGUCGGUGCAUAUAUGUUCUCAAUUGAGUCGACAUGCUAAGCAUAAAAAAUGCUUUCCAUUCGUCCUUUCUCUUCCACGGAAUAGGGAUCGGAUACGACAUCUACUUUUUUCCGCAUAAACAAGGUAUCUGCAGAUUCUUUUCUUUGCCCACAACCACGAGAAGGCAUAAUGUUCUUCGUAAUUUUAAAUUCUGAGUAACCAGCAUGAACUGUGCCACUGAUCUUGUAGAAGAAUUUCCGGGAAAAAUGAGGAUGCAGUUGCUCUCCAUCACAGGAAUUCUUGUCCUCAGCUUCAUAGCUGAAAAGUUCCGGCAACUGAGAGGAGUAGAACAUCCUUCAAGAAGUCGAACAGAGAGAUUCACAUUCACAAACUGCUUCGACAUGCGCUUUGGCACCAUGGCCUGCCUGCUCAAGGAAAUAAUCAAGCUCUACCUCUACUACAUCAGAGCACUCUAUGUUCAAAAGGCAAGAGCGGAGGCAGUUGAAAAAGCAUUAGCAGAAAACUUAUCCAAACGCCAGGAUUUCAACCACUCAGUGGCAGUCGCAUCAGAGGCAAUUUGGCGCAGCUGCGGGACACUUGUUGGUGCAUACAGCGGGGGGAUUGCGGGAGAAGGGAAAAUGGGGUGGCUGGGUUUUGUGCUUGGGAGCCAAGUGGGGAGCUGGAUUGGGGGGAGGAUUGGGCUGAUGGGGUAUGAUAUCUGGGAUGGUGUGCAAUAUUUGCUUAACAGUGUAUCUGGAAAUUUACACUAA